Messenger RNA from Setaria italica (foxtail millet), 1313 nucleotides. Its product is annotated as protein trichome birefringence-like 37. The transcript has 4 exons. NCBI's taxonomy places the organism in Eukaryota, Viridiplantae, Streptophyta, Magnoliopsida, Poales, Poaceae. Gene Ontology annotation, molecular function: O-acetyltransferase activity. The coding region runs from base 21 to 1100 and encodes 359 amino acids. The record is from RefSeq and is a predicted model, not a curated record. Gene Ontology annotation, cellular component: Golgi apparatus.
GACGCUGUCUCCCGGUGCUAAUGACCAUCGCCCUUGCCGCGGCUGCUCUGCCUGGAGUGAGCUCCUCCGGCUGCGACCUGUUCCAGGGGAGGUGGGUGGCGGACAAGUCGUACCCACUGUACGACGCGUCGACCUGCCCGUUCGUGCCGGACGUCUUCGACUGCCGCCGCAACGGCCGCCCCGACGACGCCUACCUCAAGUUCCGGUGGAACCCCGCCAACUGCCGGCUGCCCAGGUUUGACGGCGCGGAUUUCCUGAGGAGGUGGCGCGGGAAGACGGUGAUGUUCGUGGGGGACUCGCUGAGCAUGAACCAGUGGGUGUCGCUCGCCUGCAUGCUCCACGCCUCCGCGCCGGCGCCCGUCCGCGCCACCCUGACCGCCGGCGAGCCCGUCUCCACCUUGCGCUUCGAGGACUACGACCUGCUGCUGGUGCUGUACCACACCACGUUCCUGGUGGACGUGGUGCGGGAGGACGGCGUCGGCCGGGUGCUCAAGCUCGACUCCAUGCGCAACGCCUCCGCCUGGCUCGGCGCGCACCUGCUCGUCUUCAACACAUGGCACUGGUGGACCUACAGAGGCGCCAGCCAAGUGUGGGACUUCGUGCAGGACGGGAAUAACACGUUCAAGGACAUGGACCGGCUCACGGCGUUCUCCAAGGGCCUCUCCACAUGGGCGCGCUGGGUCGACGCCAACAUUGACGCGUCCAAGACCAAGGUCAUCUACCAGGGCAUCUCCCCCAGCCACUACCUGUCGAAGAAGCAGGAGGGUGAAGCGGGCGCGGCGGCGACGGUGCCGGCGGCAACGGGAGGCGGCAGCUGCCUGAAGCAGAUGCGGCCGCUGCAGGAGGCCACGGCUGCCGCCGGCGGGGGCACGAGCGAGACCCCGGAGCAGGCCGUGGUGCGGGGCGUGAUCGGCGGCAUGAGGUCGCCGGUGGCGCUGCUGGACAUCACCGAGCUCUCGCAGCUCAGGAUCGACGCGCACCCGUCCGUGUACGCCGGGCCCGGGAGGGACGGCAUGGACUGCACGCACUGGUGCAUCGCGGGGCUCCCCGACGCCUGGAACCACAUCAUGUACGCCAUGCUCCUGCAGCAGCAGGGGUGAACCAACAAACUACGCCUGGCUUAUUCUUUCUCUAGCUGCGCACACGAGUUGCUAGGUAGACGCGCUCGAUGGUGAACUAAUUCCUGAUUUAUUUGUGAACCUUUCGGCAUUUAUUUAGGUGUUGCUAGUCUCUCUCGAUGAACCGAAGAACAUUGUGUGUCAUUUAUCUAGCUAGGGUGGUGAGAGUGUAACCUGACACUGCAAAUGGCAGUG